AUGGCCCAGCUGCGAGCCUGCGAAGUCCGGCAGCUGCUGCACAACAAGUUCGUGGUGGUCAUGGGGGACUCAGUCCAGCUGGCCGUGUACAAGGACCUGGUGCUCCUGCUGCAGAAGGACUGCCUGCUGUCCUCCAGUCAGCUGAAGGCCAAGGGCGAGCUGAGCUUCGAGCGCGACAUGCUGCUGGUGGGCUGCAGCAGCGGCCGCAUGCACUACGGCAGCCACUACCGCGAGGUGCGCCAGUUCCGCUCGGGCCACCACCUGGUGCGCUUCUACUUCCUCACGCGCGUGUACUCGCACUACGCGGAGCGCGUCGUGGAGGAGCUGCGUAGGUCCGAGCCCGCCCCGGACGUGGUGGUCAUGAACUCCUGCCUCUGGGACCUGGCCAGGGAUGGCCGGGGCUUCCCCAGGAGCUACCGGCGUGACGUGGAGAGCCUGUUCGCGCGGCUGGACUGGGCGCUGCCCACGUCCUGCCUCUUGCUGUGGAACACGGCCAUGCCCGUGGCUGACACCAUCUCGGGAAGCUGCCUCCCUUGCGCGCGCCAUCUCCGUCGCGCCCACCUGCGCGAAGAUGUGAUGGAGGCCAACUUCUACAGCUCCGCCGAGGCGGAGAGGCGCGGCUUCGACGUGCUGGACCUGCAUUUCCACUUCCGCCACGCCGCGCGGCACCGGCUCCCCGACGGCGUGCACUGGGACGAGCGCGCGCACCGCCACCUCUCCCAGCUGCUGCUGGCCCACCUGGCAGACGCUUGGGGCGUGGACCUGCCCCGCCGCGAAGCCGUGGACGGGUGGGUCAGGCAUGGCCACGCCAACAGACGUGCAGCCCCGGCGGGCCGAAGGCGGCCCCGAGACGACCGAGCGGACCCACACGGCCGAGGGGACCGAGCGGGCAGAGGAGACCUCCGCUCCCCCCGACCGCCCACUUCGUUCUUUCCCUGGGCUCGACCGCCUUUCCCUCCCCGCCGCCAGGUCGCCUAUCUGCCCUCCUACCGGCAUUUCUCCAGCGACUCCUCCACGCGCCACAUCCGACAUAGAAGCGAAGAAAACGCCAGGGUUGGCCGCGGGUCGCGGCCGGGCCCCAUCCGCACAAGCUCCGCCCUACACCGAGAGAGGGGGCAUUCCCCUUACCGUCCGUGGCGCCCCAGCGAGCCACGCCUGAGCCAGCGAAGCCGCACACGCACACACAGAGGGGUCCCGAGAACACCCAGGCUUCAGUAG
Messenger RNA from Cercocebus atys (sooty mangabey), 1218 nucleotides. RefSeq names its product PC-esterase domain-containing protein 1B-like. The transcript has a single exon. Bases 1 to 1218 code for a protein of 405 amino acids. Lineage: Eukaryota; Metazoa; Chordata; Mammalia; Primates; Cercopithecidae. The record is from RefSeq and is a predicted model, not a curated record.